ACACCAAUAUGAAAGUUGUAGGCUUUCCGACAGAAGGGGCUUUUGAAGAUUAUGUUAGGCAAAAGAAUAACUCUAAGAGAGUUCUGGCUGCUAUUGUUUUUAACCACAACUUCAAAAAGAGCAAUGAUCCCCUGCCGAUUCAGGUAGACUAUUACCUGCGUUUUAGUGGUUUUUAUAAGCACAGUUCGAAGGGGGAACUUUAUAUAAGAGAUGACUGGAAGACAAAUUUUCUCUUUCCACCUGUCUCUCCGGUGGGACCCAGAAACUAUGAUGCAGAUGGGGGAAGUCCUGGAGUACCAGCUCAUGAUAGGACUCAGUAAUUGGAUGCUCUGGGCUGCCUAUUUCUGCACAUUCCUCUUGUUUUAUUCUGUCAUCAUCA
This is a messenger RNA of Lemur catta (Ring-tailed lemur), 379 nucleotides long. Its product is annotated as phospholipid-transporting ATPase ABCA3-like. The coding region runs from base 9 to 320 and encodes 103 amino acids. The transcript is spliced from 4 exons. The record is from RefSeq and is a predicted model, not a curated record. NCBI's taxonomy places the organism in Eukaryota, Metazoa, Chordata, Mammalia, Primates, Lemuridae.